GUCAACACCGACAGGAGAGAGAACUAGUGCGGAGCAAGAGUCAUAAACAAGGUUAUUUUUUUAAUUUCCCUGCGUUGAGAUGUGUAUUUACUAGUUUCCAAACUGCUGAACGUGCGUUACUUCUGCCAGAAAAACAACAAACUUUCCUCCAUGUGGAUAUUUCUCGAAAUCUGGAUCUCUUUGGUUUGACAUUUAACAGGGAUUAAAAGAAAGAAGGAGCAGAAAAGUAUAGCUUCACACCGGGGAUUUUCACACCGUCACACCGGGAGACCUGCACCUCUCCGUCCGUCCAGACCCCCGGUCCCCCCUCAGGGCUCCAGCAUGAUGUCUUACCUCAAACAGGCCCCGUACGGGAUGAACGGGAUGGGCCUGAGCUCCAUGGACCUGCUGCACCCGUCUGUGGGAUACCCCGGAAACCCGCGGAAGCAGCGCCGCGAGCGGACCACCUUUACGCGGACGCAGCUGGACAUCCUGGAGUCGUUGUUCGCCAAGACGCGCUACCCGGACAUCUUCAUGAGGGAGGAGGUGGCGCUGAAGAUCAACCUGCCCGAGUCCAGAGUCCAGGUCUGGUUUAAGAACCGGCGGGCCAAGUGUCGGCAGCAGCAGCAGAGCAGCAACAGCGCCAAGGUGAAACCCAUGAAGAAGAAGUCGUCUCCGACCAGAGAGAGCACCGGGUCGGAGAGCAGCGGCCAGUUCACCCCGCCGGCCGUGUCCAGCUCCGCCUCCUCCGCCUCCUCCACGUCCUCCUCUUCCGUCUCCUCCGGCCACGUUGGUCCCGGCCUGAUUAGCACAUCUACCUCCGUCACCACCCCGGUGUCGUCCAUCUGGAGCCCGGCGCCAAUCUCCCCGGCCCCGGCGCCGCCUACACUUCCCGACCCCGCCGCCCCCACCAGCGCCUCCUGCAUGCAGCGCUCAGUAUCGUCCUCAGGGGGCGGGGGCACGCCCUCCUACCCGGUGUCCUACAGCCAGACAGCAGCGGCGUACAGCCAGGGUUACCCCACCUCGGCGUCAGGCUCUUAUUUUGGCGGGGUGGAGUGCGGCUCCUACCUGGCGCCCAUGCACUCCCACCACCACCCACACCACCAGCUCAGCCCCAUGACUGGUAGCUCCAUGUCGGGACACCCGCACCACCAUAUCGGCCAAACAUCAGGGCACCACCACCACCACCACCACCCGUCGCACCACCACCAGGCGUACAGCGCGCCCGGCCUCUCCUUCAACUCCACAGAUUGUCUGGAUUACAAAGAGCAGACGGCGGCAGCCUCCGCCUGGAAACUCAACUUCAACGCCUCCGACUGUUUGGACUACAAAGACCAGGCGUCAUGGCGCUUCCAGGUGCUGUGACCUCCUGAGUCGCUCCUCCUCUUCCUCUUCUUCUUCUUCUCUGCUUACAAAGACGUUCUCUUUUUGUUGUUGGUGGUUUAUUUUUGAAGAUCUAAUAGUAGAGACAUUUUAAGAAAGUUUAUUUGUGAACGAACUGAAAAGGCGCACAGGUAUCUGAAGCCUCGGGUUUUCUUCGGCGGAUCGACUCGUCCUGGAUUAUUUUUCUACUCGAGAAAAAAACGGACCAACUCUUGAAGGCCUUUCGUAGUAAAAUUUCAGUGGAACCUGCAAGAUUGUGCAGUCUUGGAUCAUCUCUCUGAUCAAUCAAUAACUUUGGGAUUAUUCUUCGGAGAAAUGACGUGAACAAAUCGGACUCUUGAGCGGGCUCGAUGCUGCUAUGAUUUCCAGGCUGAUGUUCAUUUCUAUCUGAUUUCCAACUCUCAUCUUGUUCAGACACGCGUCGUCCAGCCUGUGUUGUAUUUUGGAGAUUGAA
Eleginops maclovinus (Patagonian blennie) is the source of this 1816-nucleotide messenger RNA. Its product is annotated as homeobox protein OTX1 B-like. Bases 322 to 1344 code for a protein of 340 amino acids. The transcript has 4 exons. Gene Ontology annotation, cellular component: nucleus. The record is from RefSeq and is a predicted model, not a curated record. NCBI's taxonomy places the organism in Eukaryota, Metazoa, Chordata, Actinopteri, Perciformes, Eleginopidae. Gene Ontology annotation, biological process: regulation of transcription by RNA polymerase II; multicellular organism development. Gene Ontology annotation, molecular function: RNA polymerase II cis-regulatory region sequence-specific DNA binding; DNA-binding transcription factor activity, RNA polymerase II-specific.